AUGGAGGCAAAUGAAAAAUGUGAUGUGUAUAGUUUUGGGGUCUUGACAUUGGAGAUAUUGUUUGGAAGACACCCUGGUGAUAUUACAUCUUCUUUAAUGUUAUCAUCUUCAUCAAUUGGUGUGACCUCAACACUUGAUCAUAUGGUAUUCAUGGAUAGACUGGACGAACGUCUUCCUCAUCCAACUAGCCCUGAUCUGAAGGAGGUGGUAUCAAUUGUGAAGAUAGCAAUUUCCUGUUUGACUGAAAGCCCAAGAUCUCGUCCUACCAUGGAAGAGGUUGUGAAGGAGCUUGUAAUGUCAAACUCACCUUUUCUACAACGUACACAUGUAGAGCAAAAAGACUGCACAUCCUCAACAUACUGA
Messenger RNA from Sphenostylis stenocarpa, 363 nucleotides. NCBI's taxonomy places the organism in Eukaryota, Viridiplantae, Streptophyta, Magnoliopsida, Fabales, Fabaceae. The record is from the annotation of a GenBank genome assembly.